Brassica oleracea var. oleracea is the source of this 603-nucleotide messenger RNA. RefSeq lists its product as uncharacterized. The transcript is spliced from 2 exons. Bases 1 to 603 code for a protein of 200 amino acids. The record is from RefSeq and is a predicted model, not a curated record. Lineage: Eukaryota; Viridiplantae; Streptophyta; Magnoliopsida; Brassicales; Brassicaceae.
AUGAAUAAGGAUUUAUUCUUGCGUAUUGUGGUGAGCCUCUCGGAGAACAUUCGAUUUUUUAGACACAGAAAAGAUGCAACCGGGAGGUUAGGUCUUUCUCCACUACAAAAAUGUACGGCGGCUAUUCGUCAACUUGCUUACGGUACGGCGGCUGACUUGGCAGACGAAUAUCUCCGAAUUGGUGAAAGCACGGCACUUUCGUGUUUACACCAUUUCACUGACGGAAUAAUACAGCUAUUCGGAGAUGAGUAUCUACGAAGGCCGACAGCAGAGGAUCUUCAACGAUUGCUCGAUAUUGGAGAGAAACGCGGGUUUCCUGGGAUGGUUGAAAGCAUUGACUGCAUGCAUUGGGAAUGGAAGAAUUGUCCAACCGCUUGGAAAGGACAGUACGCACGUGGAUCAGGAAAACCGACCAUUGUCUUAGAGACUGUGGCUUCACAAGAUCUUUGGAUAUGGCACGCUUUCUUUGGUCCGCCAGGCCGAGCUCCCACGGUCGAGUAUGUGGUCAGCGGACACAAGUAUAACUUGGCCUACUAUGGUAUAUAUCCCAAAUGGGCAACCUUUAUCCAAUCUAUCACAAGCCCUCAAGGUCCUAAGGCAUAA